Nothobranchius furzeri (turquoise killifish) is the source of this 1795-nucleotide messenger RNA. RefSeq names its product C-type lectin domain family 12 member B. Lineage: Eukaryota; Metazoa; Chordata; Actinopteri; Cyprinodontiformes; Nothobranchiidae. The record is from RefSeq and is a predicted model, not a curated record.
ACACUUGCCAAAACGGAAACAUUUACUUCUCCGUUGCUCAAAUUUGUGGUUUAUCUGUUGGACCCAACUUCUCAGUCGGGCUGAGGAGAUGGCGGAGGAGGACGUUCAAUACGCUUCAGUGACUUUCAAAAAUAAGAACCAGUCCCAGGAAAGGCCUAAACGUGAAGAAGAUACUGUGUAUGACAAUGUGAGGGUGAACCAUAAAACCACCCAGGAAACUCCGGAUGCAAAAGGAGGACUUUUGUCAGAAAAGGAAGAAGAAAAAUGUUGUCAAAACUAUAAACUGUUGGCUGUUUGUUUUGGAGUCAUUUGCCUUGUUUUGUUGUUGAGCAUCGUUGGAUUCGUUCUCUACGUUGCAUUAAUUCACAAGAGUGAUGAAAACAACCAGUUGAAAGCCAACCAAUCAGCUCGGCAAAAGGAAAACGAGAACCUGACAAACUUUAAAAUCAAACUGAGUGCAGAUGUUGUGAAUGUGACGGGCAUGUUUGACAACCUGAAAAAAAACUUUACUGUUCUAGAACUCAAGGUCACAAGUCUGACAGCAGAAAACCAAAACCUGACGUCACAAAAUGAGAAGCUGAAGACGAGCGAGAAAAUCCUCACGGAACAGGUUCAGAUGUUGGAGAAAAAUCUGACUGAGUUCAACGUGGUUCUGCUUCAGAGGGUCAUGGAUAACUACUGUCCUAAAGAAAAUAACGACAGGAAGUGUAAACCUUGUCAGAAAGACUGGAACCAGAAGGAGUCCAGCUGUUAUGUAUAUAAUAAUGCUAAAGGUGCUGAGCAGAGAAGCUGGGCAGGAGCACAAGAUGACUGCAAAGAAAAAUUGUCUAGUCUGACUGUUAUUUCUGAUGAAAAUGAAAAGACUCACGUCUUUACUAUCAGUGCUCCGGAAGGUGGAAUCAGUGGAUUCUGGAUCGGUCUCAGAGCCGUAAACAGGACAUGGAAAUGGAUCGAUGGAACUGACCUGAUCAACCAGACGUGGGUGGAUAAACCUGCUGCUGAUGGUCAGUGUGUAACUUCUCUCAGAGGCUCUGGAUGGAGAUCAGUGAGCUGUGAGACCAAGAAUGCAUGGAUCUGUGAAAAUAAAGCCUUAUCCAUACCAUAGAUCUGAAACCUCAGAAAUAUUUUAAAUUAGAGGUUCAUUACAUUUACCUUCAGUUUAACAAUGUAUUUCUGAGCAUUAGUGUACAUUAGUCUGAAUGUCUGGGAUUAACUGUUUGUCAUGUUUGGCUGAGUUAAUAAAGUUUUAUGAGUUUGAUCAACGUUUAGCAGCCAGAUGAUGAAAGCUGCAGUUAAAAACCUGAGAAGAUGUUGCUGAUGCUCUUUACAGGUUAGAUCAGUCAUCCUUGCUGUAAUAAUGAGAACUCUUCAAUUUACCCACAACAAACUGUCUAGACAUAAAAACAGAAGUAAAAACCAAACAGUCCUCCUUUUCAUCUACCACCCCCACCUGCUGCAGCUACACAUCUAGAAGUUUCUUUUCUUCCUCCUAAACUGUAAAUAAUUUCAUUAGAAACAAUAUAAGUAAAUUAUGUACAGAGACAUCCUAAUGUUCACUUUUUGUGCAUGUUUUAGAAUUAUAUUAAAGUCUUUAAUGUUUUUAUUUCAGUGCAGGUAUUUGUAAAAUUUCUCAUUCAAAACUGAAAUUUUAGAAAAAUGUUUAUUACAACAAUUAAUGGUCCAAAAUGUACAUAUCACAACUCAAAAUGUAAAUAAAAUGUGGUUCAGGUAUAAUAUCUGUAAAUAUUUGAUGUAGUUUGUCAUGCCGGCUUCAAAAUGAAACUUUCAUCUCUCA